AUGGCUCUGCGCCAAGGCUUGCUCUUAAGUAGCCUGAAGGAGGAAGCCUUGUUGAUGCUAAAGGCUGGGUUGUGCGUUGAGGAACAGGGGGCAUCCUUGGCAGAUCGUGACUCUCGCGCAUUGGAGUCCGUGUCCAACCGUGUGGAGCUUGUGAAGAUGGUUGAAGACGCUCGUGUGAAAGGUGCCAUGGAGGCAAUCGGGCUGCACGACCAGGGUGGAGUGUUGGACCUGCAGCUGCCACUGGGGGCUGAGGCCAUGAUCUCACGUCCUGGCAUCCUAGCGGUUCACAACCUGGUGGACAUCAACUGCAAGAUCCUGCGCGACAUGGAAAGCCAGCUCAUCAUCCGGGCGGGCUUCAUCGCAGGAGUCUUCCACACCUGGCGCUUCCAGGCCAACCUGAUGAAGACCGGGCGCCAGUUCGAGGAGCACUUCCAUGACAUCCAAGACCAGUGGACGGCAGAGCUGGAUGCGCACAGGCAGCGGUUCGACGAUCAGCUGGCCGAAGCGGCAGAGAAGGCGGCGGCCCACAAGGAGCACGUGCGACAGCAGCAUGAUCUGCUCCUUCGGCAAUGGCAGAUGGGAGACGCGAAAGGCUUGUUCAGCUCGAUUUACAAAGCCUGGGCGCAGUACGUGGCGAAGGAGAAGAUGCGCCGCCGAAGUGCCGCCAACAUCCACAAGGUCUGCUACGAGUGGGUCGAGGGAAAGAACAAGGGACUCAAGCACAGCUGCUUUGCUGCCUGGUUCCACGAGCACCUCGCAGGAUCUCUUGCCCGAAGACGUGAAGAGGAGUUGGAGAAGGCGGGGCCGUGCACAGGGUACUGGGAUCUGCGCGCGGGAACGAACCGUGUGGCCGACGUGGCCGACCUCCCUCUGCCCAGUUCGCCCGCCAGCGACGCUUUGUGGUUCAACUGA
Symbiodinium natans is the source of this 912-nucleotide messenger RNA. NCBI's taxonomy places the organism in Eukaryota, Dinophyceae, Suessiales, Symbiodiniaceae. The record is from the annotation of a GenBank genome assembly.